AAUUUUCAACGAAAAAUGGCAGCAAACCGGACAGUGCCGUCUCGUGUCGGGUGUGUUUAGACGGGGAAAAUUGGCCACCAUAUAGCUUGUAUUCGGUCAGUAACCGCUCGCAAACGGUCACCCGAGCCGCGUACGAUGCAGAUCUGAUAAAGUGUCGAGUGGAUUGCAACGGAAUAGGUGGAAAAUUGUGACCUACAAAAUCGCCCAAGAGUAGGCAACCUGCUCGCCAGAAAGUGGCAACCCGUCCCAUCCUCCUUGGAGAAGGUGAAGGCAAAUGUGUAGCUUCUUGGAAGAAAAGUGUGUGUGUGCUCACAUAAUCCGGAUGGUGAAGAUGCUGAAGUAACCCACGGAAACCCCAAAGUGUACUUGAUUAAUUUAAAGCACACCAUUUCAACGCGUUCAGCUAAUCGUCCUCCCGUAGUCUGCUAAACUACUUUUCCUUCCCUCAGAAGGGACAUACGCGUACAUACACACGCACACACGCGCGCACACGCAGGGGUGUGCUUUCCAGUCCCCGAGUUUGCCCGAGGGGUUGGAAAAAUCGAUACACCGACCACGGAACCGGCAACCCCAAGUAUCGUUUAACGUUACACCAUCUUUUCGUGUGUCUGCCGUCAUCAACCGUCGACGGCUAUCGUCUUGUCCAAUUUUUUUUUUGCCCAAAAAGUGUACAACGAGAAGAAGCGGUCCUGUUUCGUCUUGAGAAAAUUCUUAGUGCAUUUCUUAGUGAAGUCGCAUUUCGUUGUGUGUAAAGCGUACCAUGUGCCAUUUUGCAUAAUCGAUUGCAAGGCAUGGAUGAGAUAAUAUACCCUAAUGGCUUGCUAAAUUGGUGAUAUACCCUAGCGUGUUGGCUGAGUGAUUGUGUGCACUAUUUUGGUGGCCGUUUUUUUUGCGUUCAUUCGUUCGUGUGCUCUAUCAAAUCGAUACUCCUACCCGUCAGACAGAUCACAUGUGACCUCACCGUUCGUGCCUGAGUUUGCUGCCGUAGCUAGUAGGGCAGUAUUUUCUUAUCGUGGCGCCUCCAUCCCCAGUUAAUUUCUGAAGUGGUAACAUCCUGGCAAGGUGGCAUCGGCAGCAGCAUCAGCAGAUUGAGUCACCGUGCUGCUUCUUUACGUGCAAGCUGCCAUGUGCCAUAUCCGUACGCGAGUGCUUCGUUUUCCGGUUGCAGUGAAGAUGGUGCGUAGCAGCGUAACCGUGUGACGAAUUACUAGUGAGACAGCAGUACCCAUUAUUCAUCGCAACCAUGGCCCAAUAGAAAUCAUUCAGAAUUGAUCCCAACAACUUAGUCUAUCAAAAAUAUAGGAAAAUGCAGACGAUUCGUAAGAAGACCAGUCCUUUAAAAUAUCGAAAUGAACCCGGGCGGUUCUUCGGCGAUGGUGUAAGCUUCAAGGCCAAACUCAUCGGCAUCCUAGAGGUCGGUGAGGCCCGAGGAGACCGGAUGUGCCAGGAGGCACUGCAGGACCUCAAAAUGGCGAUACGGGCCGCGGGCGAACACAAGCAACGCAUCACGAUACACGUCACGAUCGAUGGCCUACGGUUGAGAGAUGAAAAAACUGGCGACUCUCUCUACCACCAUCCCGUGCACAAAAUAUCGUUCAUCGCCCAGGACAUGACGGAUUCGCGUGCAUUUGGCUAUAUUUUUGGUUCCCCCGACAGUGGGCAUCGCUUUUUCGGCAUCAAAACCGACAAGGCGGCCAGCCAGGUAGUGCUGGCGAUGCGCGACCUGUUUCAGGUCGUGUUCGAGCUGAAAAAGAAAGAGAUUGAGCUGGCCCGGCAGCACAUUCAGAGCAAGAUAACGGCCCACGAACAUCAGGCCGUGACGGCAUCGCUGGCCGCAAAGGGUGGCAGUAGCGGCGGCGGCGGCGGCAACAACAACGCGUCCACACUGGACAGUAGCGGCGGUUCGAGCUACGGAAAGAAUCAUUCGAGUGAGGCGAGUGCACUGGGCGCGCUCGGUGGCACGUCGAUCGGGGGCCCGGCCAGUAGCAUGAAAAGUAUGACCGCGGGGAAGAGCGAAAAGUCGCCGGAAUCGGUGGCGGACCUGGUAGAUCUCGAGCAGGAGCUGAGCUGCAUUCAGCGUGGCAUAACGCAGAUGGAACGCAUCACGCCAAGCGAAGGGCCAGGGAAGAGUGUGCUGGACGAUGAUCCGUUUGGGGAUUCGUUUGCAAACAUUCCGCCGUCCUACAAUCUGCUGCCACCGCCCGAGUCAAGCAAAAGGCACCAGAAGCAGCAGACACACCGCUCGAACGAAAACCUGCCAACGAUGGAGUCGAGUCCGGCCGUUUCCUCAACGCCACCCCCAAUGCCGGCACCACCCAUUCCAACACAACCGAGCGCUUCUACUAGUGGUGGUGGUGGUGGUUCAGCGACGUCUGCAGCUUCACACUCGGCUUCUGCUGCCGCUGGUAGCAACAGCAAUCCACCGUCGGCACAACAGGGCGCUGGAGCGGCGGGAGGAGGCAGCACACUGACCAGCAGCAACUCGGUGCAGAACGAUGAUUGGCUUAAUUCCCCACCAAACACGUCGCGCUUCGAUCCGGAACCUGCACGAUACUCAGAUGAACCGAAGAACUCGGACGAAUCAGGCAAGCCUCCUCAAUCGGGCGGUGCAGCACAACCUUCCUCCUACACGGACGUGUUUACCGAUCUGGACCCGCUGGGAACGGGAAAAAUCAAGCCGUACAUCGACAAGAAGUACUUCUUCCAGGAGCUUAAGAAUCCCCCCAAGAAGGUGCUGAAAGAUUUGUCCGGAAAGGAAAGCACAUUCAACGCAAACUUUGCGCCGGAAGAUCAUGCCGCGGCGCUCGCAAAUCUAACCGGCACGGGAACGCUAAACGCAAGCAACAUCUCCACCCUGGCCAGCGGUAGUGGUGACUUGUUUAAGGCCAGCUUUGACGAAGCACAAGCAGCGCAGAGCGGCAGCGGUGCCGAUCCGACGGCAACCGGUGCACUGGGCGAUGGAGGAGCGUCCGGCGUUGCUGGUGGCAGCAAUAUGCCUCUCAUCGAUUCACUCGUCGGAAGCAGCGGAUCGAAGCCGGCGUCGGUCGAUCCGUUCAUGGAGGAUGACGAUUUUUCGAAGCUUCAGCUCGAUCCGUUCGAGGUACACUUUUCCCGCAACGCAUCGCCACGCAAUGCCGGUGGCAACGAAGGCGUGAGACCGUCGGACCAUGCGACGGAAGAACCAAAAUCCGCCACGGAAGAGAAGGAUGGCUCCGUGUACAAUGGUCCGCUGCAGGUGAAUCUUCCGCCCGAAUCGUGGGCUAGCUACAUCAGCCAGAAGCGCCUCGAACGCCAAACUUCCGAAGCAAACGCCGCCGCCGCAUCCUCGAGCCAAUCGCAAACGGGUGGCCCGAACGCGCACCGUAACCGGCCGGCAGCGAGCAGCGUGUUCAAGCAGAACACCGUCGACGUGAUCUCUAGUCUUAGCUCCAGCUCGAAAAAGAUGAAACCGAACCUGUUCGGGCAAAAGUUCUCCAAGCGCGACUCGAACAGCAUAAAUAUGCGCCGGCUGCAGGAAAGUGAUUCGCUGAGCGAAACGGAAAUGGCACCGGAACCGCCACCGCGGCCCGAUUCCGGCUCGCACAUUGAACCGCCACCGCUGCCGCCCAAGAAACAGUUUGCGGACAUCGUUAUACGACCUUCGCCGAGAACUUCCCACGCGGGUGGAGCAAGCAAUUCCGGUUCCACCAACACCAACACCACCACCACCACUCAAGUAUCAAGCCACGGUGGUCCGAGAGAGCGUUACGAUUACGUUGGUUCGAAGUACGAAAGUAACCGAUCACCGUCGGCCGGUUCCGAUGCACCACCGUUACCGCUUCCUUCGCGGAAGGUUGGCCGAUCGGCCGGUGAGACGGUCGGUCCCGGCCGGCCGCACAAAGCUCGUACCGAUGACGAUGACUAUCUGGCACCGAUCGGGAAAGCGCUGGACAUACCGACGCUUCUGCCACCGCCACAGCGCAAGGACGCAUCGAAAACGACGCGCAGCACCAUCACCCGCAAGCAGUCGGAGACGGAUCCGCGCAAUCUGGACGAACCAACGCCACCGCCAACGUCGAAAUCACCUUCCGGCCACUUCGGGAAGGAGCUGGACCACCAUCAGCACCAUCCGGCGCCCGCGUCCGCCUCGUUCCUGCCCGACAUUACGCUCAGUCAAUUACUAACGCUCGGUAUCGACGAGCUGGCAACCAAGCUGAGCGUGCCCGUGUCCAAGCUAAGCACGAUGACGCUCGUCGAGCUGACCACGUACCUGUCGGAGUUUAUCGAGAACAGCAAAUACGCUGCCUCGCAGCCACCGCCGUCGGCCGCACCAUCGUGGGCUACGAGCAGUAGCAUCAGCCAGGACAAUACGGCCGGGUUGGAGGGUAGUGUGAGCGAAUCGCCCGUCUUUAAGGUGAACUUUGACGAUGCGAACGAGGCCAUGUUUGUGGCCAAGUUUGACGAUAACUUUGGCGAAGACGAACGACCCGCCCGGAGUGGCUCUAGGGCGGGUGGUUCCUCCGGAACGUUUGUAGCCAACUUCGAUAACAUGAACCUACCGCCAACGGGAUCCACCGGGAUGGAUGCGCCCCACUCCAGCCAACCGGUCGUUGACAAGUACGCAGUGUUCCGGGAGAUUAUUGAGCAAGAAAUCGGUCCAGACGGAACGUCGAGCGAGCACGAGCAGGUCGAACAGCAACGAUCUGCGAGCCAGAACGAUCGAGCGGAUUCGCUCGAUCUGCAGAGAGAAGUUGCCUCGGAGAUGAGUCGCCUAUCGCCGGCUUUUAUCGGUGGUGAGGCCGGUUCCUCUUCCUCGCCCCAGCCUACCCUCGGUUCGUUCGGAGGAUCGUCCGUUAGUCCACUCGCUCACACCGGACCACCGUUAACGAAGAUCGACACCAAAAUUACGCAAGUAAUUUCCCAAGCGAAAGAUCGCUACGCAGCCCUGCGGGACAUUAUCCUGGUGGAGGAUCUGUUCGACAAACCGGCCCAGGCACCGAUGGCCCGCAUGGAAUCGUCCUCGUUCGAAGAGCGCGAGCUAGAAGACGAUGCCAAAUUUGAGGCCAACUUUGACGAUAUGGAAGGCCCGGGGGCGUCCGUACAGCAGGAAACAACCUCCCCCGGCAUCAACAUUUCCGAUGCCGAUAUGAAUGAGGAUGAACUGCAGGGGCAAGGUUCACAGUUCCGCAAUGCAGCAACACCACGGGAAGAUCUCGAAAUAGACGAGCUGAUGCAGCAAGCGGUUUCUAAUCUAUCGUUGCACAGCAACGAUCAACUAUCGCCAGCUCCACGAGCGGGCUCGAGCCUGCAGUCGGGAUUGGCUGUUAAAGGCAGUCCGCUGCUUCAGAACACUUCCACUUCACCGUACCGACCGACAAGCAUGUCCACCUCGACGACUUUGCUGAACGAUAUGAUUGGGCCGAAAGGUAAAUCGCCAACCGGCACCACCAUGGUACAGUACGAAACCCUGUCCGUGGGGCAUAGCGCACAGCCGGGGCGCGGCGGUGUUGGUGGGUUGAGUGAUAUGAGCACGUCGCCGAUUCCACCGCACGGUUCCAAAGCGUCCGUCGGUAUGGCCAAGAGCCCGAUCCUGAAACCGGCUCCAAUGUCGCGAAGGGGCGAGGAAGGUAGGGGUGGUAAACCGACACCGGCUCCCCGUGGUCAACCAUCGUCAACCAGUGAUAAGCGUUCUUCCGGGUCGAUGAGCGAUGGCGAUGGUGAAUCGUCACCGGAAGGAGAUAACAACGAAGAGGGCAAAUUGUCGCGGAUGACGCCUACCAAUGCGAACGAAUCGUGGGCCAUUUUCGAUCAACCGGAACCACCAGCAUCGCACCAUCCUCCUUCCAAGCGACAAGAUUUGCGCCACGAUGCUGGAAGAAGAAGUGGCGAUAAAAAUGGCCCCGACUCACCUUGCUCCUCCGAUCCCAAGGACGAAUGGACAAAGGCUGACCUGCGCGAGUAUGGACGGCGGUGGCCCUCGAAAGGACACACCUCCUCAUCGUCCCGCGACGUUAGCCCGUGGGACGAGGAGGGUCCGGACUAUCGCAAACGUGCAUCCUCGAUGCAUCCACCGGCCGGAGGCGAUCCAUCCAUGCGCCAUCACCAUCCUACCACCGGCGAACGGUAUCACCAUCCGCGCAUGCCACCGCGCCGUAUCAAUUCCAACGAUGAGGACUACGACGACGAGAUGGUGGUGGUGGUAAAGGAUCAACGGGGUCAGCGGCGUCGUAUGAAGAGUGGUGUUGGUUCGCGCAGCCGAGAUAACUUCGAGGAUGAACACUGGUACGGGGACCAUCACGUCGGCCCGACCUGGUCCUCACCGACGGAGGACGAAGAUACGCGUGGGCCACCGGGUGGUGAGCGUGGUUCGCGUUCGUUCGACCGGAACGCUUACGAGCGCAGUACGUACGGGCCGCCGUACGAGAAGCGUGAGCCGAAAAGCUUGCCGCCAGCGUACGAUCGGCGCGACUACAAGGGCUACGACAAGCGGAAGUACUAUCGGGAAAGGGAACCUUCGCGGGGCGGUAGCGGGGGCCGGUACGAUUACGAGCCGUACGGAGGGGAAGCGGGUUAUGGUGGCCGACGCGCAGACUACGACGAUGGGAUGUACGAACCGAGACCGGGCCGGGAUGCGCGAGCAGCGCGCGAAUACUUUUACGAGCGCGAGCGGAAAAGCUUCGACCGCGAAAGCAACGAAUCGUACGACAGUCGGGAGCGGCAGCAGCGCAGCUUCGGCAGUGGCGAUAUCUACGGCAGCCUGGACAGCAGAACGGAGUAUCGGGAGCGGGACCGGUAUCUGUCGCUGGACAAAAGCCGCUCGCUGCGACGUGGCCUACGAAAUGCUGGCAGUGCGCGGCUGGACCAGGAGCUGGACCAGGAUUCCGAGGGGGAUCUGAUGGGCGGUGGUAUGAUGGGUGGCGGUGGGCGGUCCAUGGGUGGGGGUAACAGUUUGCACCGCUCUAGUCAAAACAUAGGCCGUGCCAGCAAACAGCAGCAGCAGCAGCAGCAGCAGCAACAGAUGAUGAUGAUGCUGGACGAUGACGUGUGGGGUGCGGCGAAGGGUGGCGGUUCGGGUGCGGGCACUAUGCCGUGGAAGCGACCCUCGAGCGCAACGGAGCAACAGGAACAGCGACGGUACAACGAAGGCGGUGGACGUAGUGGAAGAGGUGGAGGAAUGAUGCCGGCCGGUGGCACAACUCUGGUCGGAUCGGACGGCGAGAAGGAUCGACGGUUUCGCAAGAAAAGUCGAACGCGUGCCGAACGGAAGGAGGUGGAGAUGAGGGCGUCCAACUACGCGACGAUGCGAUAUCCGCCGCGCACCAAGGAGGAUUACUUCGACUUCGACGCACCGGAAGGCGGUCGGGUGGGAGGCGCCGGCGUCGACGAUGACGACGAUGAGGACGACGAAGACGAUGUGCCGGGUGGUGGUAAGAUGAUACUGGACGAACCACUGGACGACCACAGUCCGGCGUACUACGGUGGCCGAAGACAACCUCCGGGUGGACCGCUGCCCGGAAUGGCUGGAUACUAUGGUAAAUCGUCCACACCGCGGCAGGAAGGGCGCAGCAUGAACGAUUCCCUCAUCGCCCAGGAAGCGAAGAAGAUGGCCCGGUACGAGUACGAGGAAGAAGCGCUCCGGCGCAUGAAGAAAAGCAAUAGCCGAGAUCUGUACUUUGAAGGUGGUGGGGGUGGUGGAGCCGGGUAUGGGAGUGUGACUCCACCGAAGGUGGGUAACGCUCAAAAGCCACAUUCGCACGCACCACAAGGUUCCGCCGGACGGCCGCUAGACUUUGAGUUUGAAGAGUUCGCAGAGCCGGCCGGACCGCCAGCUUCGGGUGGAGAUGGGUUCGAGAGUGAUUUUAACUCUCCCCCUAUCGGUGGUGCUGGUGGAACGACUGGCGGCGGUCCUAUUUCUAGCGGGCGAGGUGAAGCAACGCACAAGUCGUACCGGUUCUCGAGCGAUUUCUCAAACGAUAAGGAACGCGGCCAUUACGCACACGAUCCUCCGGGUGGAUACCAUCGGCAGCAGCAGCACUACAAGAACCAUCCCAGUUCCGGAGGUAGUUACGCGGAUGCGGGUGAUUAUCCUCAGCAGGCACCACCACCGCCAUCCACGACACCCCCGCCGGUAUCUUCCGCCGGCCAUCAUCAGCAUCCGGCUCGGGAACAGUCCAACAGCAGCAGUAGUGGUUCGAAGCUGCGCUUCAACGAAAAUGUAACUGUGUCGAAGUUUGAUGCUGAAGCGACGACCAUGUUUGAGGACGACUUUGCCGGUCGCUCCGAUGCGGAACAGGAUCCGGACGAUGGGCAGCAGCCGCAGGGUUGGUCCUCGGCAAGCAUCGCCACCAGUCCCGCGCCGGCAGCAGUAGCAGCCACAAGCAAUAAUGGUAGUAGCAAAAAGAUAUUAAAAACCUCUAGUCAAGCAGGGCACCAUCAACAGCAGCAGCACCAGCAGCACCAGCAGCAGCAGCUGUUUAAUCCGGAUAAUAUUCGCAAAUCGGACAGUAUUAACAUUUUUGCCAAAAAAGUUGACGAUCCGUUCGAGGACGAUGAUUUCUUCUCCUCAUCGUCCGGCGGUGGUCGGGGGGGCGGUGACCCAUUCGGUGGUAGUGGUGGUGCCGAUGGUGCACCGGGUACUGCCGGCACCACCCACCCCACCAGCACCGGUUCGACCGGGUGGGACAAAAACUUUGCAAACUUUGACGACAACAUCUGAUUACUCGGUAGCCUGAUGAUCGAGAGCAACUUCCUCAGUCGCCAGCUGAGCCGAAGUUUGAGUGCCCGGCAGCAGUACCAGUACUGCUGCCAACAGGACGAACAUCAGCGCUACUCACUGGCCAAGGACAUUCGGAAGCUUUACAUGCGCAUCAAGCACUGCAACCGGUAUCAGGUGUUUGUUUAAAGCUGGCAUCAAACCACGGUCACGGCAGUGUCCGCGCGCGCGUGUGUGAGUGUGUUUCUUUGUGCUCUUCUGUAGCAAGAAAUUGUGGCCAUCAUUUUAAGCUUUAAUUCUUUGUGAGGUUGAAGCUCACCAGAAAGGGAAAGGAAGGAAGGAAGCCUGAACUGUAACGAGCUAAGAUAAUCGUUGCAAACCUCCCCGAAAUGGAUUAUCGUGUCCAUUGCUGACGGAACUUCCUUUGAAAUUCUCUCCGGUAAAGUCUUUUUUUAGAUUUGGAGAUUUGUAGAUGUUAUUCUAGCAUUUCAGUACUUCUUGACUUUUCACAGCUGGACAGUUAGUCGUCCUGCGUAUGGUGGGACGAUCCCCGGAAGGGAUCGGGGAUAUUGUAGGGGCCGCUGCAGUGAAGUAUCAGAUGUUGGAAGAAUCGUAUUGUGGUUCUUUUUGAACGAGGUGUGGUUUUAAAAAGAGGACGGGAAUUUAAGAAUUUAAGAAGACUUGGUCUUGGACUCUGGACGUGUUCGAGCGACACAUCCUCCGGACCAUCUUUGGCGGUGUGGUCGAGCAUGGAGUGUGGAUGAGAAUGAGUUAUGAGGAUGCCGGACUCAUGCCCCGCCAAGAAGGUAUUCCUCAGUUCGGCACGAGGCGUCGGGGAGCACAGCGAGUUCGUUGGCUGGAUCAGGUGAAGGGUAGUGACCUGUCGGAGAUCGGGUGCCUACACACGGAUGGGAAGCUGCAGCCAGGGAUCGAGUUUCCUGGAGAUCUACUGUUGACCGGGCCAUGUCACGACGACGUGCUCUUUAAAAGAGUAGACCAACAUGAUGAUGAAGAAGACUUUGAAAAGUUUUAUCUUGUACGGGGUCCUGAUAUAUUCCUGACAGUGUUGUGCAGUUGGGUAUUUAGCAGCUUCUGAGCAACAUCCGUUCGGGGUUGUGAGUGCUCCGAGUUCUAGAAUUUUGAGAACACAUUUUACUGGCGCGCGAUCAUUCCCCGGACUAUUUACCUCACAUUAUGCUGAAAGGUAUUAGCAUCUUCAAUAGACUCCUUCUGUUCGUAAAAUCUUCUCUUCUAUAUAGAGAGUUCCUAAAACUCCUCGUAGUUUGGUCUACUUGUAUGGGCCAAAUUAAAAUCGCCGCCAGCUCAUAUUUGCAUCCUACAUCAGGAGCGUACAUCUCUAUUAGUGAUGGUUUAUACGUCUCUUUUCACGGAUCGAGUUCGUUCUUGUAGGAAGUUCGAGUUCAGGUCGAUCUCCCGAACUCGCUGUACCCCUUCGAAAUUCAAAGCUUCCCGUCCCUCUCACACCACACCUCGUUAGUUCAGCUUUAAUCAUACAGUUUACUGUGGCGAUUCGACCGAAUAAUCGUGUUGCGUGUCGUUGGCCGUGUGCACAAUCAGCAGUUUAGCCAUAUCAACCCUACCUUCCUUCGCAUACCUUAGUGUGUUUUAUUGCUUCAAGUAGCUUAUCGACGAACGAGUGGAAGCUUGUCGAACGGUUAGCGAUUUCAGCAGGAAUAUAGUUAAGGCUAGUUGUUUUUUUGUUUCUAGGAAAUUUGUGAACGAAUGGAUCAGAGGGUUUGCUGCUGUUUGCUGCUGUCUGCUGCAUGCUUGUUGAUUGAUGUGCCGCCAGUGUGCAAAAUGGUCGUUCGAAUUCGAACCGGGGUAACCGGGAAAGGACCUCCCCCCAAGGAAGGCUAAGGAGGGAGACGGGGAGGGAAGAGUAGAUUUUGCCAACUUUUAAAAAUUCUCCCCCGCAUUUUUCGCAUUUAAAAUCGUAGUAAAUCGACAAAGAAAGAAAAAGGAACACCCCCCGCCCCCCAAUUGCAAUUGCCGAAGAGAACCUGAGUGGACGCAAUAUUAGACAUACAUACUCACUGAUUCGCGAUGGGAUGAUGGCGUACCGUACACGUACUUUCAAACUUAAGGCAGCUAAAGCUAUAUAUCAGAAUUUCUGCAAGGCAGCGCAGGUCAGUUAGCACAGGGCGAGCGCGUUUGGUUGUUCAAAUUCUGUUGGUGUCUCGGUUUUUGUUUUUUCGUUGGUGAAGUGGGCAGGCCCCCAAUCUUUUUCACCGUCAAGUAUUGUGUUACGGGGGGUUAAACCGGAAAACCAGCAGGAAGGUGGCUAAGUGCGGUGAUUGCGGUCAGUUAGGUUAGCAAUAAUAAUUAUGGCACACAUUUCGUAGCUUCAGUUGGAAAAACGCGAUAGUAAGUUGAUUAAAUAUUUUGUUUUUUAGAAUAAUACUAAUCGAUCCAGCCCGAGUCGCCGAUUAACCGAUUGGCACACAGGAGAACAGGGAGACCACCCUCUCUCUGGGUGUUUAGAUAUUAUUAAACGAUCAUUAUUCGGAUGGAGAGAAGGGGGGGUUGGAGCGGUCCGGUGACCGAGGUGACAACGGUGUCCGUCUUCACAAGGGCAGAGGUUCAAAUCCCAUCCAGACCGCCUCUCUCCCCGUGCUCGGGACUGUGACUACCUUCCUUCCUUCCUUGAUGGUGGCACUACAACCUCGUCGAGUGGUCUCGGACUGCCAUUUCUGGCUUUCUGUGACUUAAUUUUACUCGGAGUAAAGUUCAGGUCCAGGUGGGAUUUGAACCCCGGUCCUGCUGUGUGAAGCCCUGCUAUACCUUGCUACGGGUAAAAUCAACUCACAGAAAGCCAGUAUUGGCUGGCCGAGAGAGACCUUUCGAGGUUGUAGCGCCAACCUCCAUCCCCUCUCACCCCCACCCCCCAACCCCUUAUCCGGUUGCAGUGAUUGAAGAUAGUGAGCUUUUUAAGCGUUUAAUUGUGUCUCAAAAGGACGUGUUUAAGCAAUGUGUUUCGCUUGAAGAAAAUGUGUGUUAGAAAUUUGUAAGAUACGGUAAAAAAAAUGCUUUUUUUUACAGCACAACACACACAGCAAUCGAAGCAAUCGAAGCAAAACAUACCCUCUCUUUCUCACUCACUCGUUCACUCUCUAUCUCUCUUUCGAUAUUAAACUUGUUCGCGCUACUUACUUCCACGUGGGCUGAUAUUAAACGUUGGGUGACUAAAUGCUAUUUAAUGCGGGUGUGGUAAGAUUAGUAACAAAAUCAGAGAAGAGAAGAGAGAAAAAACAUAAAAACAACUCAAAAAACAAAAAAGCAAAAGCAACAGGACGACGAACAAAUGGUAAACAUUAAGCAUUAAUAUUAACGGAAGAACAAAAAACGGUGAAAUUACUCAAAUGCCCAGUGGGAUGAAAAUUACAAAACAAGAAUACCAACACAACAACAACAAAAAAAAAGGAAACCAGUAGAGGUGUGCAUGAUAUUUGCAAAAUUUGUUGAUAUUAACCCACCCUUUCUACCUUCCACUCGAAGGCAAGCAGCCGAACCGAAACCGAAAUUCGAGAACGUAGCAGCGCAAGGUAAGGCAACUAAUAAAAGUCAAACUAUAAAAUGAAAAAUGGAAAUAAUAAACAAACAAACAAAAAACCAAA
Molecule: messenger RNA, 12327 nt
Organism: Anopheles stephensi (Asian malaria mosquito)
Lineage: Eukaryota; Metazoa; Arthropoda; Insecta; Diptera; Culicidae
Gene: Dab
Product: protein disabled
Exons: 8
Coding region: 1307-8695 (2462 amino acids)
Source: RefSeq, a predicted model, not a curated record